Messenger RNA from Zootoca vivipara (common lizard), 4471 nucleotides. The record is from RefSeq and is a predicted model, not a curated record. NCBI's taxonomy places the organism in Eukaryota, Metazoa, Chordata, Lepidosauria, Squamata, Lacertidae.
CAAAGCUGCCUUUUCAAGGAGCUCAGAUACCUUCCUUUGAGUUGCAAUACUAGGAAGGAAUGCUGGAGCCCAGUUCUCGCCACCAAGUCUUUUACCUGGGCACCAACUAAAGACACCUAAGCUGGACCCUCAAAAGCACCCUGCUUGCUGGGAAAAGAGGAACACGAGUGGAUGGUUGAAGUUACUUGGUAGUGGGCCCACUUUGACUCUUGGGUUAUAUACCUGGACUCUAAGGUUCUCUGCUCAUUAAGCUCCUGGUAUAUGACUGCAUUUCAACCUAAAAGCUGGGCAUUGGCACAGAUUGCCCUGCUGAGAAAUGGCUGUCUUUCUAGGCUGCCUGGCUACCGCUGGGUGCAGAGCUGAGCAUGAGCCACAUUGCCCAGCAACCUCUGUGCGCAAGGGCACUUGCUGGGAACAAUGUUGCUUCCCUAUUCUUGUGGAAUUGAGAUGCGGAUCACUGGCUGCUUUGACAACACAAGAGGUCUCUAGGCAGGACUUAGGAGCUCGGAAUAGGACAACAACCCCUUACGUCCAACCUUCUAGUCUGGUGUGAGUGUGGACUUCAUUCCCUGCUCAAUCCCCAUGCACAUUGUCUGUCUGGAAAGUGGCAUUGCAUGAACUUGCCAUUUGCAUGGUCUCCGGCAGUCCCAUCCCUUUGUCAUGAUGCCCUAUGCCCUUCCUGCUUAUUUCACUUGUAUAUCUCCUGCUGAACCAGAUUACUUCUCUGCUUCCUCAAUGUCCACCAUUAAAGCAGUGCUUGCACACACAUGCCCUUCUGAUAGCCUAUGUGUGUGGAUGUAUUACAGUGAUUGAGAUAUUAAAUUCUUAUAGAAUUUAUUUCCCGGCAGCAAAAUAGUCACUGGUCACAAAACAUUUUACUAUAUGAAUUUAAUGUAUCCAAUAAACUAAUUCCAUUAGUGCAAGGAUUUCCAUUUGGGCAAUGGAAUUCUCCCUCCUCCUCCUCCCCACCCCCCAUUUCUUCCCGAAAUCUGCUCCAAAGAGUUGGAGAAAACUUCAGAACAGAUUUAGGGGAAGCUCAAGAAAGCAAGAGAGGGGAGGUUCUAUUCCACAGUCCAAAGUCCUUGCACUAAGAGAACCACUUCUCUGGAUACCACUCAAUAUCUCUGUUUUGUUAGUCCCUGUAAUAAAUAUAUGCUUUAAAUAAUGAAUUGCAUCCUUCCAAGAUCCAGAGAAAUACACACACUCACACACACACACACACACACACACACACACACACAUGCGGCCUUUUGUAUUAUACUAAGGCUGCAGUUCUGGGCACACUUACUUGGGCAAUGGUGACUUUUAUUUGUGAGUAAAAUGCAUAGAAUUGGACAAUAAAAUUGUACGUCGUAGCCAAUGCUGGAUUCUCAACAGAAGUGACUGUCCUGCGAAACACCAUAGCUUGAAAGGCCUCACACCAACCAUACUCAGAGGGACCUGUACAGAUCUGUAUAACAUAUCCUUUCACGGGACUGCACCCGCAUACAUCAUCAUUGCUGGCUACAACAAGAAACAUCAUGCAGUAGUCUCAGGCUGUUUGAAAGAUCAGAGCCUGCCUUUUGGAGCUCUGACAUCACAGUUAUAUGUGAGCACUCCUUAUUAUGCACCUUGAGAUCUCUAAGCAGAAACAUCUGUGACUGUCGCCCUUUACUGUACACAUUGCUCAGUGGCAGAAGGGUGAUAUCCAGGCUCUGGUUUCCACAAAAACGGGCUAAGACUACAAUGAGGAAGCCCAAAACAAGGUAAGAAACUUCUUUUCUAAGUCACCUGCUUUCACAUUAGCUUUGAAUUUAGUUUAGAUCCAGUACACAGUCCAAAGCAGCUUGCACCCACUAUGGUGAUGCCAUCUACACUUACUGGCUGGGAAAGCCAAACCUAUCAGUCCCAAUUCAGCUUCAUUCUUAUUCUCAUUGUCAUGACAUCAUACUCGGUGUAGAGAGGCACGAACAUUUCCAGACUAUGGAGAAACGCAGACUCCAGCCAUCCAGAAUCUAGAGCCAUGAGUGGAUACCAAGAGAAGCUUCACCUCCAUGAAGCAUUUAUGCACCCCAACACACCCAUGGUUCGUCACUGGUGUUUCACCUUUCCUCACUGAAGCCCUGGAAUCUCGCUGUAGAAGGUUAUCGGUAGAAAAACCGAUGAUGCCAUGCGCUCCUUCGCAGAGAAGGUCUUUGCCUCAGAGGUGAAGGAUGAAGGGGGCCGGCACGAAAUCUCUCCCUUUGAUGUGGAAGAUGUCUGCCCCAUAUCACAUCACGAAAUGCAACAGCAUAUGAUCAAGGAGGAGGAGAGUUCAAGUGACACUGGGAAAAAGAAGAAGAGGCUCUUGCGGCUGAAGACCAUUGCGCUGCUUGUUCCAACUGCGGGAAAGUCUUCGACCAAACUGUCCACCUUAGAUGAGGUCAUGUCCAGCAGCGCUCUGUAUCAAGCCGUUCCCAGAUUCCAGCGUGUUCAGAUCACGGGCGACUAUGCUGCAGGGGUGACAGUGGAGGAUUUUGAAGUGGUCUGCGGAGGCCUGUACCGUGCCCUGUGUAUCCGGGAGAAGUACAUGCACAAGUCUUUCCAGCGUUUCCCCAAGACUCCCUCCCAGUUCUUGCGCACUAUUGAAAGUGAGGUGUGGAAGCCAAAUGACGACCUGCUUCCAGUGUUCUCUCCCCCUGUGAAGAAAGAUGAAGAUCCCUUCCAGUCUGACAACUUGCCCGAGAAUCUGGGCUACCAUGUGGAAAUGAAAGAAGGUGUGGUCUACAUCUAUGCUGACAAAGCUGCUGCUGCCAGGGGUGAGCCCAAGGACCUGCCCUACCCAAACCUGGAUGUCUUCAUUGAUGACAUGAACUUCCUGCUGGCCCUUAUAGCUCAGGGACCUGUCAAAACCUACACACACCGACGCCUUCGGUUCCUCUCCUCCAAGUUCAGUGUGCAUGAGAUGCUGAAUGAGAUGGAAGAGAUGAAGGAGCUGAAGAACAACCCCCACCGGGACUUCUAUAAUUGCCGUAAGAUCGACACGCACAUCCAUGCUGCAGCUUGCAUGAACCAGAAGCACUUGCUGCGAUUCAUUAAGAAGUCUUUCCGGGAAAAUGCUGAAAGGGUUGUGUACAAAUCCAAGGACAAGACCUUGACGCUCAAGCAGCUCUUUGAGCAGCUCAACCUUGACCCUUAUGACCUGACUGUGGACUCCCUUGAUGUCCACGCAGGCCGGCAGACCUUCCAGCGCUUUGACAAGUUCAACGCCAAGUAUAACCCGGUGGGUGCCAGUGAGCUGCGUGAUCUCUACCUCAAGUCUGAAAAUGCCAUCAAUGGUGAAUACUUUGCCACCAUCAUCAAGGAGGUUGGCUCUGACCUGGAAGAUGCCAAGUACCAGUACGCAGAGCCACGGCUCUCCAUCUAUGGGCGUUCACCGGAAGAGUGGCCAAAAUUAGCCAACUGGUUCAACACACACCGUGUUUAUUCACCCAAUAUGAAGUGGAUGAUCCAAGUGCCCAGAAUCUAUGAUGUGUUCAGGUCAAAGAACUUUUUGCCGCACUUUGGGAAGAUGCUGGAGAACAUUUUUGUGCCGAUAUUUCAGGCGACAAUCAACCCACAGGACAACAAGGAGCUGAGUGUGUUUCUGCGCCAUAUUACUGGUUUUGACAGUGUGGAUGAUGAGUCCAAGCACAGUGGACAUAUGUUUUGCACCAAGAGCCCCAAGCCGGAGGAGUGGUCCCAUGAGAAGAACCCCUCCUACACAUACUACUUGUACUACAUGUAUGCCAACAUCAUGGUCCUCAAUCAUCUCCGACGGGAACGCGGAAUGAACACUUUUCUGUUUCGUCCUCACUGUGGAGAAGCUGGUGCUAUCACCCACCUGCUGGCUGCCUUCAUGACUGCAGAUAAUAUCUCCCAUGGUCUGAACCUCAAGAAGAGUCCUGUGCUGCAGUAUCUGUACUUCCUGGCCCAGAUCCCCAUUGCCAUGUCCCCACUCAGCAACAACAGCCUCUUCCUAGAAUAUGCCAAGAACCCACUUCUUGAUUUCCACCAGAAGGGCUUGAUGGUGUCUCUAUCCACCGAUGACCCUAUGCAGUUCCACUACACCAAGGAGCCUCUCAUGGAAGAAUAUGCCAUUGCUGCCCAGGUCUUCAAGCUCAGCACCUGUGACAUGUGUGAGAUUGCACGCUACAGUGUUCUGCAAUCUGGCUUGUCUCAUGAGGAAAAGCUCCAUAUUCUGGGAAAGAACUACCAAGAAGAGGGGCCUCAGGGCAAUGACAUCCGCAAGACCAACGUGGCUCAGAUCCGCAUGGCCUACCGCUAUGAGACGUGGUGCUAUGAGCUCGAUCUUAUAGCCGAAGGGCUGAAAAGUAUUGAAUAGAACCAUAUAGCAGGCUUGAGUAGUGAAAUCAGCAGUGCCAUUCAACGCCAGGCAACUGUAGAGGUUGGAGAGUGAGGGAUUAUUGGCCCCAACACUGUUGUUUCAGAUUACAUACGGUCUAAAAGAAAA